This is a messenger RNA of Drosophila sulfurigaster albostrigata, 1182 nucleotides long. RefSeq lists its product as uncharacterized. The coding region runs from base 596 to 1042 and encodes 148 amino acids. The record is from RefSeq and is a predicted model, not a curated record. Lineage: Eukaryota; Metazoa; Arthropoda; Insecta; Diptera; Drosophilidae. The transcript is spliced from 2 exons.
GCGACAGCACGCAAUGGCAUUCAUUUCAAUACUUGUGUUUAUUUUCGGAAAUUGCUGCAUACUUCAAGGGUUCGGUUCGUAACGACAACAAAUGACGUGAAAUAAACAGGAAAAACUUUUUUGCAGUUCAUGGAUAACGAUAACGAUAAUGAUGAUGAUGAUGAUGAUGAUCAGCUGUGGCCCCAUUGCAAAAUAAUAAAUGGCAAAGCCGCUGUGGUGACGUUGGCAUUAUUAUUGUAUUUGUGUGUGUGUGUGUGUAUGUGUGUGUGUGUUUGUAGGUCACGUUGAAGUUGCCGGCUUGCCAUUUGUGUGCGUUCGUUUGUAUGUGUGUCCUGUGGAUGCGUGUGUACAAUGGCGAAAUUGCCUGUCAUGGGCUGCAGUAAUAACAACAGAAGCAAGUACAACAAAAACAACAAAAGAACAAGAAAAGAACAACGACAACAACAACAACAAUAAUAGCAAUGGCAAAAGUUUAAUGAGUUCAAGUUUUAUAAAUGAAAAGACAGGUGUCCUUGCAGCACAAAAAUCCCAAUCUCAGACGUAAACAGCACGCUACGCGCCACAGACGUUCACUUUGUGCUCUGUCGGCGGAGGCAUGAAACCAAAUGCAGACAACGACGACGACGAAGAUGGCGACGAACAAAAUCCCGAUCAUUUCGAAGGUGAUCCACGUCCACUGCCCUACGACUUUCAAAAGGAAUUAAUCGAAAACUCCAAUAGGCACAUACGCAUCUGUGAAGUCUUCGUGCCCUCGUCCAAAGUUUAUCCUAUCACUUCCAAGUUUUACGCCAAAUACGAGUCACAUGGCAAUCAGUUGCCGCAGCGCCAAAGGCAAAGCACCAGACUGUCGUCGGAAUAUCCGUUGUUGGAGUCGCAGGUUUAUGGCUGGAUGCCGCUGCAGUGUCGAGACGCCGCCAACUAUUUAAAUUGCAUACAUGCACCCAAGCGACGUUGUCGCAUGACAAUACACGGCGAACAAAUCAUAGCCGGACGAAUUACCGAGCGACCGCCAUUCAACGGCCUACAAUUCAUACUUCAUUAGGAACAACAACAAGAAAAAACCCAAUAUAUUUGCAGUAACGAUGUAGCCAGUGUGUCUGUUGUGUCUCGAAAAAUAUACUAAAACGUACCAACUAAUUACAUUUUGUUGGCGGUUACACUUCAAGUAAGACAUGGUAAUUU